Molecule: messenger RNA, 3706 nt
Organism: Clupea harengus (Atlantic herring)
Lineage: Eukaryota; Metazoa; Chordata; Actinopteri; Clupeiformes; Clupeidae
Gene: ntng2b
Product: netrin g2b
Biological process (GO): animal organ morphogenesis; tissue development; axonogenesis
Source: RefSeq, a predicted model, not a curated record
GUGAUACCCAUCCACUCGUCCACUGUGCCUUUUUUUUCUGCCCGCUUAACCUGCCAUGCACGUACAGGCCUGGACCAGGCCGCUGCUUGUCCUCCUGCUGCAUGUCGUCACUCAUACCCUGGGCCAGUAUGACCUGUGCAAGUCCCUGGUGAACACGGACGAGGGUGCGGUGUGGGAGGAGUACGCGUGCCAGCCCAAGAGCAGCUCCAUGAAGGACUACAUGCGCAUUCGCGUGGAGCCGCUCGGCAUCACGUGCGGGAACCCGCCUGAACGCUUCUGCACGCUGGAGAACCCCUACCUAUGCAGUGAUGAGUGUGAUGCCUCUAAUCCGGACCUGGCCCACCCGCCUCAGCUGAUGGCGGACCGCGAGCGCGGGGGUCUGAUUACCUACUGGCAGUCGGUCACGUGGAGCCGCUACCCGGAGCCGCUGCUGGCCAACAUCACCCUCGCGUGGAACAAGACCCUGGAGCUGACCAACGACGUGCAGGUGACCUUCGAGUACGGCCGGCCGACCGUCAUGGUCCUGGAGAAGUCCCUGAACCACGGGCGCACCUGGCAGCCGUACCAGUACUACGCGGACGACUGCAUGGAGGCGUUCAACAUGCCCGCCAAGCGUGUGCAGGACCUGGCGGCCGUCAACGCCACGCGGGUCAUCUGCACCGAGCGCUACUCGCGCUGGGUGGGCUCCAAGAACGAGAAGACGGUGCGCUUCGAGGUGCGCGCGCGCCUGGAGAUCUUCGGGGGGCCGCGCAUGGUCAACACAGAGGCGCUGUACACGCGCAUGGAGAGCGUGAAGGGACUGCGCGAGUUCUUCACCUUCACCAACCUGCGCCUGCGUCUGCUCAGGCCCGCCCAGGGGGGAACAUACGUGCAGCGGGACAACCUGCUGAAAUACUUCUACGCCAUCUCUAACAUCGAGGUGCCAGCCAGGUGUAAGUGUAACCUGCACGCGUCACAGUGUGUGUUCACGGACGGAAACCUGCAGUGCUCGUGUGAGCACAACACCACGGGGCAGGACUGCUCGCGCUGCAAGCGGGGAUUCAAAGCCAAGAGCUAUAAGCCAGGCUCCUACCUCCCCACUCCCAAUGGCACACCAAACACAUGUACUCAGGCUGGCAUGUCGGCUGGCUCUACGAAGGCAACCUCAUCGGAAUCUGUAACCAUAGAAACCACAUCUACUAAAGCCACUACUCUGGCUACAACAACAACAACUACCACAAUAAAUGCAACUACCACUGUUGUCCCUACAGCAACCAUAGCCUCAAGCACUAUACUGCUUGAGACCACCACGCAGCAGCCUACAACAGACUCUCCUAUGAGCUCUCCAGCUCAGCCUGAUCUGUCCCGAGAAACUGACCUCCCCGCUGCCCCCACAGACUCUGCUGUGAGUUCCACGGCUCAGCCUGAUCUGACCCAAGCAACUGACCUCCCCACUACCCCCACAGACUCUGCUGUGAGUUCCACAGCUAAGAGUGAUCUGUCCCAAGAAACUGACCUCCCCGCUGCCCUCACAGGCUCUCCUGUGAGCUCUCCAGCUCAGCCUGAUCUGACCCUAGUGACCGACCUCCCAGGUGUGUCCACAGGCUCUCCUGUGAGCUCUCCAGCUCAGCCUGAUCUGACCCUAGUGACCGACCUCCCUGCUGCCCUUACAGACUCUGCUGUGAGUUCCACGGCUCAGCCUGAUCUGACCCUAGUGACCGACCUCCCCGCUACCUUUACAGGUGUGUCCUUAAACCUCCCCGCUACCCCCACAGACCCUGGUUUGAGCUCGGUAGCUGAGCCUGAUCCAUCUCCAGUAACUGACACCACUCCCACACUCACAGAUGCACCAGAGACCCUCCCACCAUCUACAGUUGCCCCCCCCACAGAUCCAACCACAACCUCAGCCCCACCCCCCGAACCAACCACAGUAGCCGACACAGCCCCUCCCAUAACUCAGCCUCCGCCCCCACCCCCUACGCCACCUCCAUCUCCACCCCCAAUGCCACCUCCACCUGCAACCACACUCCUUGCUACUGUGGCAACUACCACAACUGCCCCUAGUGAGGCUACCCCCAUUGUCACAACAACCCCGGCCACCCCAGAUGCCCCAGAGCCAGUGGUAACAGAGGCCCAAGCACCUCUGGAUUCCCAAACAUCAGCAACCGAGGAUGCUGGGAAACAGGAGGAGAGUACACCAGAGACUGGAGAUAACAACCUCCCGGAACCUGAGAAAGAUGGAGUGAGUGAGGGAGAGAAGAGUGUGGAGCCUGUGGUCUCGGAGGAGAAAAAAGAAGAGAAAGAGAUGGAGAAAAGAGAAGAAGUGGGUCCUUCAUCCUCAGAGGAGAAACCUAAGGAAGAGGGAGAGGCCUCAAAGAAGAAGAACAAUAAAUUGAUUAAGGAGUCGGAAGAGGACAAGCUCUACACAAAGAAAGCUAUCUUAAAAUUCCUGCUCACAGAAGGGCCUAAACCUAAAUUACUCAAAGGAAUCGUUUAUGAUGACUUUAAAGACUGUGAAUGCUAUGGCCACUCAAUCCGCUGUAGCUACAUCGACUUCAUUAACAUUGUAACCUGUGUAAGCUGUAAACACAACACCCGCGGCCAAAACUGUCAGCACUGUCGGCUCGGAUACUUCCGGAACGCCUCAGCGGAGCUGGAUGAUGAGAAUGUUUGCAUCGAGUGUAACUGCAAUCAGCUGGGCUCUGUGCACGACCGCUGCAACGGCACGGGCUUCUGCCAGUGCAAGGAGGGCGCCGGGGGAGCCAAGUGCGACGAGUGUCUCCCAGGGUUCUACUGGAGACAGGGCUGCAACCCAAAUGUGUGCGACGACACGCUGCUCCCGUGUCAGAAUGGCGGCACCUGUGUGCAGAACCAGCGGUGUGUGUGCCCGUCGGAGUUUAAGGGCGCGCUGUGUCAGCAGUCUGCUUGCGAGGGGAACAAGAAGUGCAGCGGCGCGCCCACUCUGACCCUGAGCCUGGCAGCCGUGCUGUGCACCCUGCUCUACCCACUGCUGGAGGCCGCGCACUUUGGGUCAUGAGCAACACUCUCAGACAGACGUACACGGAGAGACAGAGAGAGAGAGACAAAGACAGAGAGAGAGACAUAGACAGAUAGAGAGAGAGACAGAUACAGAGAGACACACACACACAUAAACAAUUCAGCUCAGAGAUGAGUCGCUCCACAUUUCAAAGCACUAGAAGAGUGUGGGCGCCCUCUACAGGACAGGACUGGUGUGUGGGAGAGCUUCUGUAAAGCGGUUGAAACCGACCAUUUUUUUGUUUCGUUUUUUUAAUGCUGCUUGUCGUUGUCACAGGCUGGUUGACUUAACAGGGGGCAGGGGCUGGGGCCUGUUCCCAGAGCUGGAUUUAAACCAGGUUUACUUUUUUUACUGAGAAAAGAAAAAAAUUACAUAUAUCAAGUUUCCUCCUCUUCUGUGGCAGAGUUUUAUAUUCUAUAGUAUGUAAACUGUCAGUCACAGCCAACAAACCUAAAAAAAAUACUGCAAUAUUUAUAAACAUUUAUAUUUUAGUCACUUACUUGGCAAUAGGAGUGAAUGUUACCUCUUUUGGUCAAAAUCUAUGUUGACAAACAAUCGGGAAGCACACUAACAUGAAAUGUAUUGACAUCCAACUUAGAGAAGAUCCCAUCUGUGAAGGUAACACUUGUAUUCAUUUACUUUUCUUUUUGUUUGGAUGUGUAAUAAAGGCACCUUUGAUUCUCAUAUAAA